This is a messenger RNA of Cuscuta campestris, 757 nucleotides long. The record is from the annotation of a GenBank genome assembly. Lineage: Eukaryota; Viridiplantae; Streptophyta; Magnoliopsida; Solanales; Convolvulaceae.
AUCGAAAUUUAAUACAUUAUUUUUUUAUAUCAAAAAAUAUAUAUUCUUUAAAAUGUCGAGAGAGUCCGGUAGAAGGUCCGUGGAUAUGGGCGCCGUGAAUCGAAGUUUGAGGAGAGGCAAAGCUAAAGCCACCUCCGACGGUUCGACCUCACGCGGUUCUCGAGGAAGACACUCCGUCUCUUCGUUUCCUACUGUCCCAAAUCAUUUAAUCGGGGACGCUAUGACGGAUGAAGAAUUCAACCAGAUUUAUUCUGGUAGAGGAGACGCGAAUCUCCCCACUCUUGAUAGUUUAUUCGAGGAUGUUGAUGAAGCAGGACUGGAUAAUCUUGACAGGGACGAUGAGCCUACACCGCAAAGCAACGACGUCGACGUGGAGGCAGGUGAGCCUGAGACCUCUCGAGGUCCGGACAAAGCGGUUAUGGCGGUCCGGAAAAACACCUAAGGUCGAGGCAUCCCGUGGAGUACGCCAAAUACGAGGCCAAAAAAAAGGGACGACAAGAAGUGCAAACCCAAAUUUCUCGGUUUGCUAACAGAGGUAAGGGCGGCCUUUUUGCUUAUAGCGACGAGCAAAAUAAGCAAAAAAUGGCCGAAAUGAUUUGUGAAGAAAAUUUGCCAUACAUGUUUUCUGAAAAACUUGGUUUUAUUGAUUAUUGUCAACAGGCAUUAAACCCUCAAGCACGAGGUUUUUCAAGAAAAACAAUUAAACGAGAAAUUAUUCGCCAGUAUAAAAUGGAAAAAAUUAAUUUGGCAAAUUUUU